GCCGAGCUUACGACGUCACACUCGUUUUCUUCAUCGUACCAUAAGAAACACCACUGAAAAAUGGAAUUGCGUGCUGUGUUGAUUGUAGCAACAAUGGCGGCUGUCGCAAUGGCCCAGCCUCGCCACCCCCCAGCCAAGGAAAUCAUCAUCGAUGGGAAAAACGUGACCAUCGCACUCACCGCGACCGCCUACUUCUCGAACGCCAUCCAAAAGCCUUUCGUCGAGGUAAUGGACGUAAUCACCGGCGUGCUCGCUCCCCCAACCCCCGAAGAAGAUAUCGACUACUUCAGUCUGAUCGAGGAGGACGUGAAGGAGGUGGUGGGUGAGUACAUCAAUCAGCACAACAUGGACCAGAUCAACGCGUACAAAUACGACCUCGCUGACCUACUCGACAGAUAUGGCCACGCUCCGGUGUCAAGUUCGACUUACCCCGACAAGAACACCGUAGCCAACAGCGUCUCGACCGCCAUUGUGGCGAACCGCUUCCUCGUGGAGGCCGUCGAGUGGCCGUACUCCAUGAUGCUCCACUACGCGGACAUCGCCUCCAUGCACCUCAUGGUGCUCCAGGACGUGUCUGAGACGUACACAACCGAGGGCGAGACGCCGUCCCGCUGGUGGAUCGACCUGGACAACGAGCUGGCGCAUUACAUCGAGUACGGCAGGAUGCUCGAGGAUACCGUCGUCGACUGGCGUAACGACUUGGUCCACUGUUCCUUCGAGGAGUGCGUCAAGAAGGAAGUGAAGUUCACUAAAAAAAUCUCCGAAAAACAAAGAAUUUCAGGAAAAAAAGACUGCUUCGAUGUCUGGACAGUGGUGGACGACGUAGCCGAAAUACAGGACGACUGCACGGAGCUGCAUGGAGACACCAGCUGUGAUGAUCACUGCCAGGCUUACCAGAUCAAUAUGAACCGCGAAGUGUCGGCCUACGUAUACAGCUACCUGGGCCGCCCAAUUGAGCAGUGGCAGGAGAUGAAGGUAAAGAGCUCGGAGAUGGCGGCGCUGGCUAGCGGCGGCGGCAACUGAAAUCCAGCGGAGGCACAACUGAACUUCAGCGGUGGCGUCGACUGAACUUCAAUGGAGGCAGCAACUGAGCUUCAUUGGUGGUUGCAACUGAAUUUAAUGGCGGUGACAAUUUAACUUCAGCGGCGGCGGCGGCAACUGAACUUUAGUGGCCGUGGCAACUGAACUUUAGUGGCGUUGGAAACUGAAGUUUGGUGUCCGCCGCAGCUUAACUUUAAUGACGGUGGCAAUAGAAAUCAAGAAACGUUAGCAACUGAACUCAAGUGACAGUGGUAACUUCAGCUGUGAUGAAAUUUGAACUCAAGUCUGUUGGCAACCGCCGCCGAAGGGCCAUAAGAAAAGAUGGUAGAACUUUAAAUAUCUUUAUUUUCAACAGACGCAGAUAUCUUUCAGGGAUUUGCAAAUUGAUGA
Hyalella azteca is the source of this 1431-nucleotide messenger RNA. RefSeq lists its product as uncharacterized. Gene Ontology annotation, molecular function: toxin activity. Bases 61 to 1023 code for a protein of 320 amino acids. Lineage: Eukaryota; Metazoa; Arthropoda; Malacostraca; Amphipoda; Hyalellidae. The record is from RefSeq and is a predicted model, not a curated record. The transcript is spliced from 9 exons.